Molecule: messenger RNA, 2172 nt
Organism: Salvelinus sp. IW2-2015
Lineage: Eukaryota; Metazoa; Chordata; Actinopteri; Salmoniformes; Salmonidae
Source: RefSeq, a predicted model, not a curated record
GACACCGAGGGUUUGUGUAUGGGAGCUGGGAGGCUCCUUUCUGAAGUUUCUCUUGCUCACAAUGCUGUUGAGAUUGAGGAGCGAAGCUUACGCAGCUCUGCAUUAAAWUACUGACAAUUCAAAGGCGCGCGUCGAGAACACCAUGUAUCCCGAUUUGGAACGACUUGGAGAGGGGAUGUCCAUGCCUUUCUUGUGGUGAAGGAGAAAACACUUUGCUUAAUUUACCCAGGAAUAGACGUAGAGGAAGGCAGCCCUUCUGGAGUGGAGUGCUUUGUUUUGAAACACAGUAGAGGCGACGGUGGGUAUUCUCCAGUUUACAGUUACGAUCAGCCAUCGAAACUUCUGCUUCAAGAAUCUGUUUUCAAUAAGGAUGGCUUCUGAACUGAAAACGUAAUUAACCAUAUAAGGCUGGAGAUAUCACAGUUGACAUGUUACUGUAGGAAAGAAAGUGGAGACCCUGUUGUGCGCAUUCUGGUUUAUCCCAAAGAAAGCAAGUAGCCUAUAUGGUUACGCGCACGUUGUGCUUUGUGAGAAGAGGACUUCAACCAAACGAAAAUGGCCCGGAUUAUUCUUUGUGCUUUGAUACUAGUUUUGGCUGACUUUAAUUAAAACAUAACUGUAGGCCUAUUGAACAUCCGUGGAAUUGACCACACCGUCCAAAUGCUUGAAUGGCUCGUUGCUUUGUGUAUUGGGAUUCUGGUGGCCGUCAUUUGGCCAGCUUCGAAAUAUUUUGGUACCCAGGGCGAGCCAGACGCACUCCUCCAGGGGCUCGGAAUUUCACGGCGGCAGACGAAGGAGAUGGUCUCAGAGAGGUGCGUCUCAGACCGGGGGGUCCCGGUGGACCGUGAUAAUGCCCAGACAUCGGACAGGGCAGGUGAUAAUAAAGUCCCCGAUGUUGCGCUGAUAUGCAAACCCUCGGCGCUGGCCAACUAUCUCUUCAAACACUGCAGGACUUUCAGCAAUUUCACAGCGUGCACUGGAUGGACUUGGCGGGCGAGUGCGUUUCUUCAGACAGUCUACGGCGCGUGCUGGCCGUACGAGAGCCCGGCGUAUUUCGUGCGGGACUACCUGCAGUUGAGCGACGACGGUCUGGUGGCGCUGGACUGGGCAGUGUCGAUGGCCGGUGCGUCGUACCAGAAACGGAGGAGAACCUCGAGUAAUUCCACGAGCCCCAUCCUCCUCAUCAUUCCCAACUCGUUUGGAAAAAUCACUAGAAAUGUGCUGAAGCUCUGUGAGGUGGCGUUGUCCCACGGCUACCUCCCUGUGGUGUUUAACCGGCGCAGCCACAACGCCACCCCCCUCAGCACCGUCAAGCUGCAGCAGUUUGGCGACCCAGGGGACCUACGCGAGGCCGUGCGCUAYAUGCGCUACAGGCAGCCCGUGAGCCGGCUGUACGCGGUGAGYGAGAGCACSGGGUCCGGYCUCCUCCUCKCCUACCUGGGAGARUGUGGUUCAUCCAGCUACGUGACGGCCGCCGCCUGCCUCUCGCCAGUGUUCCGCUGCCAGAGCUGGUUUGAGAACGGACCCAUCUGGCCCUUCCACUGGGCUCUGGUGACUUACCAGCAGGCUAUGCCUCAGCAGGUAAACGGAAUGGGGAAGGGGGGAGGAAGGGACUGUUCCCUGCGUGGCCUGGAGGAGGUGCUGUUCUGCCCUAAAGGAGCCCCGGCCAUAGCAGCGGGCACCAGCAGCAGCAGUGGGGGAGCCUGGGAGGCCUACUGGGAACGCAAUGAACCCCUCCGGGAYGUAGACGAAGUCGCCAUCCCUGUUCUGAGUGUCUGUGCUCAGGAUGACCCUAUCAGAGGAGACCCCCAGUCUACCCUACCCCUGGAACUCUUCGAGAGCAACCCCCACUUCUUCCUGCUGCUAACCACCAGGGGGGGACACUGUGGCUUUAACACCCAGGAAGGGAGUGCUUUCUCUGGGGGAGGGACCUUUGGAGGGACACCUGGGACUAGCUGGAGCCACCGGGCCCUGCUGGAGUUCUUUAGGGCCACCACAGACUUCAUUGCGGCAGAGGAGAGGGCUAAGCAGGCUGCCAGACGGAGGGGCCUGGGGGGUAGCAGCCAGGGCAAAGUCUUCAGACAUCGUAGUGUCAGUAGCUAUCCUCAUCCACACAGACAGCUGCUACUGCUGGACCACAGAGCCAACUCUACAGUUAGCAUCAAGCCCUGA